This is a messenger RNA of Diuraphis noxia (Russian wheat aphid), 1821 nucleotides long. RefSeq names its product TBP-related factor-like. The record is from RefSeq and is a predicted model, not a curated record. Gene Ontology annotation, molecular function: DNA binding. Gene Ontology annotation, biological process: DNA-templated transcription initiation. Lineage: Eukaryota; Metazoa; Arthropoda; Insecta; Hemiptera; Aphididae.
UCGCAAAAACGAUUUUGCUGAAAAUAAAAUAAAGUCAAAAGUUUCACGACAUAUAUGAUGGUACAUCGAAAAUUGGAAGCACAUAUAAAUGAUGAAAAUAUUCAUAUGGAACCGUACUUUUCAGGUUUGACACGUUCAAUUCUUCAAUUUGAUCCGUUGGUUUUCGAACRACACGUCAUGUUUAGUUUACACGCUAUGCUUUAUAAAACUCUUUAUGACAAAGAAGAUGAGUAUGAAGAAUAUGGAGAACACAUUGCUGGCGAAGAAGAAGCAUUAGGUAGUAUACAAGAGGAAGUACUUGGUAAUGUUAUUGAUGAUGUUAGUCAAGAAGAAGUUCUAGGUCCAGUAUAUAGUGAGAAAGAAAAUACAAAUGAAAAAUUAAUAGGGCCAGAAUCAAAAUUUGUUAAAAAAUUAGAAGAUGCUGAAGAAGUAGUUUUAACACCAGAAGUUAUAGGAGAGUUAGAAAAUAAACAUUUUUUUUAUGGACUUGAUGAUGAUAAUUUUGAACCAAUAAAAAAAAAACCAAAACUAAGCAAUGAAGAUGGUAAUAAUGCAAAUCCUCAUAAAACUAUUGUUAUGCAUAUACCUCAAUUCAUUCGAUGCAACAAAGGUGGUCAAUCUAUUCAAAUUCAAAAUAUUGUUUGUGGUGCAAAUAUGGGAUGUCCUCUGGACUUGGUAAGAAUCGUCAUGUGGACUAGUAAUUCUGAGUAUAACCCACAGCGAUUUAAUGGAUUAAUUAUGCGUCUUCGUACACCUAAUGUCACCAGCUUGUUAUUUCCAUCAGGCAAAAUGAUCAUGCAAGGCGCUAAGGAUGACCUAACUGGAAAUUUAGGAUGUCGAAAAAUAGCAAAAAUUUUAGAGAGACUGGGACACAAUGUACAAUUUUGUGACUAUACAGUGCACAAUAUUGUUUGUACAUGGGAUGUUGGUUUCCCAAUAAUGUUGGAAGAAUUAAAUACUGCUCACUCACAGUUUACCAGGUACUUAAAUUUKUAUUACAAAUGUUUUAUACCAACUUCCACAGAACAAUGGCUGCAAAAGGCAAACGAGUUCAAAACAAAAUGGUCAUUYCCUCAUGCUAUUGCUGCUAUGGAUGGCAAACAUGUAGUAAUACAAGCUCCCAACGWAAGUGGUUCCGAAUUCUAUAACUAUAAGAACAGUUUCAGUAUUGUUCUUUUUGCCCUUGUCGAUGCAAACUACAAUUUCAUGUACGUUGAUGUAGGCUGCCAAGGCAGGAUCUCGGAUGGUGGGGUUUUCAAAAAUACAACGCUAUACAAAAAACUGGAGAACCGCGUUUUAAAUAUUCCCAACCCAUGUGUUUUACAAAUUCCAUAUGCUGUUAAAGUACCAUAUAUGAUAUUGGGUGACAAAGCAUUUGCGUUGAAUGAUUACACAUUGACACCAUUCAUGGGAAAUCCAGAUAAUGGUUCACCUGAACGUAUAUUUAAUUAUCGUCAUUCCAGAGCUUGCAGGGUAGUGGAAAAUGCUUUUGGAAUAUUGAGUGCGGUUUUUCGUGUGUUAAGAAAACCCAUGCUAUUGCAACCCGACGUGGCAGCAAAAGUAACAAUGACAACUAUAUAUUUGCAUAAUUUUUUACGCUCACGCACUUCAAGCGAAGUAUAUACACCCCCAGGAUCAUUAGAUACCGAAAACAACGGGGAAAUUGUAAAUGGAAGAUGGAGAAGUGAACAACCGAUGACAUCUAUGUUAGCAAUUCGAAAURUUCCUCGAAGAACAUCUGAACAUGCUAAAAAUACACGUUUACAUAUUGCGUCCCAUUUCAUUUUCAACGACGUGUUACCAUGGCWAAAUAUAUAUUAA